Rotaria sp. Silwood1 is the source of this 1227-nucleotide messenger RNA. Lineage: Eukaryota; Metazoa; Rotifera; Eurotatoria; Philodinida; Philodinidae. The record is from the annotation of a GenBank genome assembly.
AUGGGUAGUGCUGGAUCAAAACAUCGAGCACGACGUGAUCAAGAUUGGUUGAUACAAACAUUAGAUGAUCAUGAAAGUGGAAUUAAUUGUAUGGCAUUAAGUAAUGAUAGUACAGUACUUGCAACAGGUUCGGAUGAUCAUACUAUACGUUUAUGGAGUACGAAAACAACACCUAUUGAAUGUCUUAAUAUACUUUCUGGUCAUACUGAUUAUAUAACACAUAUUGUUAUGUAUGAAAAUUAUUUAAUUAGUGCAAGUGCUGAUCAAACAAUAAGAAAAUGGGAUAUGACUAAUGGACAAUGCAUACUUAUUUGUACUGGUCAUACAUCAUUAGUUAAUCGAGUAAUUUGUAUUGGUGAUUAUCUUCUUUCAACAUCCUAUGAUCGUACAGCAUGUUGUUGGGAUUUUUAUACAGGUGAUUGUUUACGUAUAUUUCGUGGUCAUCAUCAUGGUAUAUUACCAAUUGUAUUUAUUCCAUCAAAUCAUGAUACAAUUGAAACUGAUUUUGAAGAUGAAAUGAAUAUUUAUACAAAAGAUAUUGUUAUAACUGGAUCACAAGAUACAACAGCUAAAAUAUGGUCAUUUGAAACUGGUGAAUGUUUAAAAACAUUAGAAGGUCAUAUUGGAGCUGUACUUUGUUUGAUAACAGAUACACAAGGUAAAUUAUUAUUUACUGGUUCAGGUGAUGGUACAAUACGAGUUUGGAAUAUAAAUCGUGGUAUUGAAUUACGUGUUUAUGAUCAACAUCAUGCAGCAGUUAUUAAUCUUCUUAUAACUAAUAAAUUACUCUAUUCAAUAAGUGCUGAUCAUACAGCACGUUGUUGGGUUAUUGAUGUUGGUGAUUGUACAAGAAUAUAUAAAGGACAUCAUCAUUCAGUUUCAUGUAUUCAAGUUGAACAUGGUCUUGUUUUUACUGGUUGUGGUGAUGCAAUUGUACGAUGUUUUGAAGCACGUUCAGGUAUGAUCAAACGAACUUUUAAAUCUCAUGCACUUGCUGUCAAUUGUAUACAGAUUGUUGAUAAUCGAUUAUUUAGUGGAUCAGUUGAUGGUUCAAUAAAAGUAUGGGAUAUAAGUGAUCUUAAAGGAGAUACUAUUCAAAAUUCUAAAACAAUAGUUAAAUCAAAAACGAUAAAUUUUGAUCGAACUAGUAAAGAAAAUCGAUCAGAUAUCAAUUCAGGUAUUGAUGAUCGUGAAUAUCGUGAACGACGUGCACAAAAUAUGGUGUGA